Messenger RNA from Lethenteron reissneri (Far Eastern brook lamprey), 690 nucleotides. Its product is annotated as GTPase KRas-like. Gene Ontology annotation, cellular component: membrane. Gene Ontology annotation, biological process: signal transduction. Gene Ontology annotation, molecular function: GTPase activity; GTP binding. NCBI's taxonomy places the organism in Eukaryota, Metazoa, Chordata, Hyperoartia, Petromyzontiformes, Petromyzontidae. The record is from RefSeq and is a predicted model, not a curated record.
CCCACCCGCGUCUCUCCGUGAAGGUUGAAAGCUUCUCAGCCGCCGCCAUUUCAGUCUCCGACCGACGGCGCGAACAGCAGCAGCAGCAGCAAGCGGGCGCCAUGACGGAGUACAAGCUGGCGGUGGUGGGCGCUGAAGGCGUUGGCAAGAGCGCCCUCACCAUCCGGCUCGCCCACAACCACUUUGUGGACGACUACGACCCCACCAUCGGGGACUCGUACCCGAAGCAGCGGGUGGUGGUCGAUGGCGAGACCUGUCUGCUGGACAUCCUGGACACGGCCGGGAAGCAAGAGUACAGCGACAUGCUGGAGCAGUUCAUGCACGAGGGCGAGGGCUUCCUGUGCGUCUUCGCCGUCAACAACUCCAAGUCCUUCGAGGACAUCCCCCGGUACAGGGAACAGAUCCAGCGCGUCAAGGGCUCGGAGGACGUGCCGAUGGUGCUGGUGGGGAACAAGUGCGGCGUGCCCACGCGGACCGUGGACACGAAGCAGGCGCAGGAGCUGGCGCAAGGCUACGGCAUCCCCUUCGUGGAGACCUCCGCCAAGACCCGGCAGGGCGUGGAAGAUGCCUUCUGCACCCUGGUGCGCGAGAUCCGCAAGUACAAGGAGCGCCGCGUGAGCAAAGACGUGUGCAAGAAAAGAAAGAAAUCGAAGAGGAGGAAGUGCCGCCUCAUGUGAAUUUCAUUUCCCC